Messenger RNA from Closterium sp. NIES-65, 3378 nucleotides. The record is from the annotation of a GenBank genome assembly. Lineage: Eukaryota; Viridiplantae; Streptophyta; Zygnematophyceae; Desmidiales; Closteriaceae.
AUGUUGUUUUCGUAUGAAUCGCUACUUGUUGCACACAAGAAGGCCCUUCAGGUCCCUGGCCGCGCUCUCUCUGCCAUCAUCACCCAUCUCAAGUCCUCUCUCUCUCCCGCAGACUUCUUCUCUCUCUCCACCUUGCACUUUGCUGUUGUCGCGCCCAUUGGCAAAAGCACAGCAGGGGAGAGAGGGCAGGCGGGGGAGGGGGAAGGGGGGGAGGGAGUGGAGGAGAGGGUGCAUAUGGAAGCGCUGCUGAAGGGGCCGAACGAGGUAGCUCUGGGGAAAGCCAAUUUGGAUCAGACCACCGGUGCACCCAGCGCGGGAUUUAAGGAGGAGGAGAAAUAUCCAGAGCAUCUCCCCCCACCCCGACCUGUGACCUGUCCUUACCCGUGCACUCAGUUCACCGGUGGGCCCAGCGCGGGCUUUAAGGAGGAGGAGUGGCAGCAGCAGCUGGCGCUGUUUGCUGGCGACAGUGGGAGGAGGGAGAUGGUUCUCACGGGCAAGGAGAGCCGGCGCUACGAGCAGGACAUAAAAAGGAUUGCUGCUCAAUUCCGCCUUCACAGUCGCAUGCACAACUCGUCUGUCGUCCUCAGCAAGGACUUUCUGCCUCUCACGAGUCGCAUGUACAACAAGUCCCUCGUCCUAAGCAAGGACCCUCUGCCACACUACCGCCCAGAGCUCGACUCUCGGCGGCCGCAGCGACAGCUGAGUUUCCCGCCGGAGAUUCUUGAAGCAAUUGACAGAGUGGUGGCGGAUGUGAAGGCGAAGCGCGAGAGAGAGGAGAGCGAGAGGGAAGAGAGGGAGAGGGAAGAGAGUAAAGCUGCUUUAGCUGCUGCUGGUGGUGUUGGUGGAGAGAAGCAAGGCGUGGCAGGGCGAGGGCUGACGGGGUUGCAAGGGGCCAAGGGCGAGGAGGAGGAGGGGGGGGACGAGGAGGAUGGGGGGGAGGAAGAAGAGGGGGGCGCGGUUCGUGGUGGAGCGAGGGAGGAAGCGGAGGAGGUGGAGGAGAGGAGGAGAUGGCAGUUGUGGAGGAUCAAUGAGAGCUUGAAGCGAAGACAGCAACAAUGGCAGGCAUCACCGGAAGGGGCAUCCAUGCUGGCGUUGAGACAGAGCCUGCCCGCGUGGAAGGAGCGAGAGCGGCUGCUACAGGCCGUGCGAAGUAACCAGGUGGUUGUUUCGGCCAAAACAGGGUGUGGCAAGACAACAGGGUGUGGCAAGACAACAGGGUGUGGCAAGACAACAGGGUGUGGCAAGACAACAGGGUGUGGCAAGACAACAGGGUGUGGCAAGACAACAGGGUGUGGCAAGACAACAGGGUGUGGCAAGACAACAGGGUGUGGCAAGACAACAGGGUGUGGCAAGACAACACAGCUGCCUCAGUACCUUCUGGAAGAGGCAGUGGAGUCGGGAGAAGGAGUGCAGAGCUCUUCCAUUGGAACUGAACAACCUUUCAGUUCCCCUCCCACUGGCAUGCCAUGUCAUGCCACAGGUGGUGGUGGUGUCCAGCGAGACGGAGUGUUUCAAGUCCACGCAGCUGCCACAGUAUCUGCUGGAAGACGCAGUGGAGUCGGGGCAGGGAGCACAGAGCUCCAUGUCCCACACCCAGAGCAAUGCUUUGUUCAAUCAGUUGCCACCGUGUCCUGUCGUGCCCUGCCGCUACAGGUGGUGGUGGUGUCGGGCGAGACGGGGUGUGGCAAGACCACCCAGCUGCCGCAGUACCUGCUGGAAGAUGCUGUGGAGUCGGGGGAAGGAGCACAGAGCUCCAUCAUUUGCACCACCUUUCCAUUCCCCUCCCCUCCCGUCCCACUGCCAUCCCAUUCCAUGCCACAGGUGGUUGUAGUGUCGGGCGAGACGGGGUGUGGCAAGACCACCCAGCUGCCGCAGUACCUGCUGGAAGAUGCUGUGGAGUCGGGGGAAGGAGCACAGAGCUCCAUCAUUUGCACCACCUUUCCAUUCCCCUUCCCUCCCGUCCCACUGCCAUCCCAUUCCAUGCCACAGGUGGUUGUAGUGUCUGGCGAGACGGGGUGUGGCAAGACCACCCAGCUGCCGCAGUACCUGCUGGAAGAUGCCGUGGAGUUGGGGGAAGGGGCGCAGAGCUCCAUUAUAUGCACUCAGCCCCGGAGGAUAUCGGCGGUGGCGGUGGCAGAGAGGGUGGCUGCUGAAAGAGGGGAAAGCAUUGGACAGUCGGUGAGUGCUCUGAGUCAACCCAAGCUAGCUAAAGUCAAGGGGAAGAAAGGCAGGGCAGGGAGCGCAGUGCUCGGUCAUUUGCACACAGCCUUGGCGGAUAUCGGCAGUGGCAGUGGCAGGGAGGGUUGCUGUCGAAAGAGGGCAAUAGUGGCAGUGGCAGAGAGGGUUGCUGCUCAAAGGGGGGAGAGCAUUGGGCAUAGGUGGGGUACCAAGUACGUUUGGAGACGCAUAGGAGCAGGGCCACGCACAUGCUGUUCUGCACCACCGGUGAGGGAGAGGAGUGCUGCUGAGACGACUGCGUUUGAUGUCUCCCCCCCCCCCCCCCACUUCCACUGCCUCUCACCACAAACAAACUCCCCUUCCUUUUCACUUACCAGGUGGGGUACUGGGUCUUCUUGGAAGCGCCAAGGAGCAGGGCCGGCCACCCAUCUGCUGUUGAGGCGCCUCAAAAGGAGCAGGGCCGGCCACCCAUCUGCUGUUCUGCACCACGGGCGUGCCGCUGAGACAACCGGCAUUGGCUCCUUUACCCCCAUGCAAUGCCUCCCUCCCCACCCCUACCCCCGCAAACCAGGUGGGGUAUUAAGUCCGCUUGGAAGCGCGCCUUGGCAGGGCCACACACCUGCUGUUCUGCACCACGGGCGUGCCGCUGAGACGGCUGGCGUCCGGCCCGCCCUUGCCCACACACCCCCCCCAACACACCCACCCCUCCACUCCCCCUCACUCUGCCACAUCCGUUUUCAGCUGGGGUACCAGGUGGGGUACCAGGUGGGGUACCAAGUGCGGUUGGAAGCGCGCAGGAGCAGAGCCACCCACCUGCUGUUCUGCACCACUGGCGUGCUGCUGAGACGACUGGCGUCUGACCCGCUGCUGACAGGCGUGACUCAUAUUGUGGUGGACGAGAUUCACGAGCGGGGCAUGAAUGAAGACUUCCUCCUCAUUGUUUUGAGAGACCUGCUCCCCCGCCGGCCCGAUCUAAAGCUCGUGCUCAUGAGCGCUACGCUCAACGCGGACCUCUUCUCGCACUACUUCAGUGGCGCGCCCACCCUGCACAUCCCGUUGAAGGAAUUGUCUGCGGCCGGCAUAUCCCUCUCAGUGCCACUGACCGCCACUCUCAACGCGGACCUCUUCCCGCAGUACUUCAGCCGUGCUCCCGCACUUCACAUCCCAGUGAGUGCUGUUGGCAGUGGAAGGUGGCAGUAG